Molecule: messenger RNA, 483 nt
Organism: Diabrotica balteata
Lineage: Eukaryota; Metazoa; Arthropoda; Insecta; Coleoptera; Chrysomelidae
Source: the annotation of a GenBank genome assembly
AGAGUAAUAUUCGACACAAAAUGAAAACAAUUGUCCUUAUUGUCACAGUGGCUGCAUUGGCCUUCGUUAAUGCACAAAAAUACACAACUAAAUAUGAUAAUGUUGAUCUUGACACUAUAAUCAAAAGUGACCGGUUGCUCUUAAAUUAUGUUAAUUGUCUCUUGGAGAAAGGAAAAUGUACUGCUGAUGGAUUGGAACUUAAAAAGGUUUUGCCAGAUGCCCUGUUGACCGAUUGUUCAAAAUGCAGUGACGCUCAGAAAAAAGGAAGCAAGAAAAUAAUCCGACACCUUAUUGACAACAAACCUGACUGGUACACCGAAUUAGAAGCUAAAUAUGACAAAGAUGGAACAUACAAGAAGAAGUAUGAACAGGAAAUUAAAUCAGAUUAGUAACAGAUUAGAGUAGGUACUGAAAUUGUAAUCAUUUUACACGUACGUAAAUAAAUUUUGUGAUAUAAAUGUGAAACUAAUAAAAUUUUAUUCG